Etheostoma cragini (Arkansas darter) is the source of this 2851-nucleotide messenger RNA. RefSeq names its product XK related X-linked (gene xkrx). The record is from RefSeq and is a predicted model, not a curated record. Bases 577 to 2061 code for a protein of 494 amino acids. Gene Ontology annotation, cellular component: membrane. The transcript has 3 exons. NCBI's taxonomy places the organism in Eukaryota, Metazoa, Chordata, Actinopteri, Perciformes, Percidae.
CAGCUGUUGAGAGCGCAUCAACAGACCGAAAACACGAGCUGGUAGCAGCCGCAUACAUGCUGACACGGAGACACCCAGGCCUCCUGCAGUCUGCAGUCAGACUGUAGAGCCGAGGAAACCUGUGUGUUUCACAUAAAAAAGUAGGUAGACUAGCCUACUGUUAGAACGAUGACCAGCGGGGCUGAACAUGAGCGACCUACGGGACGAGGCUGAACUUUCCCGAUCCUUCACUCUGACUGACGGGGCAACAGCAGCGCUCAUACCGCUGCGGGCAUUGAGGUGGUUCCACCCGAAUAAACAGGGUGUUAACGCCACGUACGACGAUUUAGGCUAAGAGACAAAACAAAAGCCCUGUGUGGGGGUGCAGUGGAGCGGUAGCCGAGUCGUGGAAUUAUAAACCCAAUGUGAAACCAGCGAUGAUCAACUUGGUGGAAAGUUGGGAGCGGCGGCGCAUCAAAGGAAGUAUUUUCAACAAGGUGAUGUUUUUGGAGCACGCUACGGCAAAUUCCGAAUAGCAUCAAACGUCCUUAAGCGACGCCCAAAUUGUGCCCCGCAUACUAACCAAACUUUAUUAAAAUGAUAUGCGAAGUGGCCAUGGAAGAGCAAGAGAGGGAGAUAUCGGACAUAGACCCGCAGGAGUGCUCCACAGUGGUGGAGAACGGAGUCAUGCUGGUGGUCAAUCACAGCCGGAUCCAGCCUCCGUUCAGCGUCGUUCUGGCCACCGUGCUCUACUGCGCAGAGUUCGUCUCCGCCGCCGUGCUCUGCAGCAUGUACCACAAGACCGACGACGACAUCUGGAUGGGCUUCACCAUCGCCUUCAUGCUGCUGCCGGCCGUGCUCAUCCAAUUGGCGCUGACGUUCAUCCACAGAGACCUGGGUCGCGACCGACCCUUGGUUCUCUUCCUUCAUCUCCUGAUGCUCGGUCCUGUCAUUCGGUGUUUCGAGGCUCUGGUAGUCUUUUACAAGGCGGGUAAAAAGGAGGAGCCUUACGUCACCAUCUCCAGGAAGAUCAGUCUGAAGAAGGGACAGGGGAUGCCAAUGGAGUGGGAAAUUGGCCAAUCGGAGCGCAACCUGGCCACCCACAGAAACGCCUUCAAACGCACCGCGGUCAUCCAGGCUUUUCUAGGCUCUGCGCCUCAACUGACGCUCCAGCUCUAUGCCACCAUCCAGGAGAAAUACAUCCUCCCUGCAAGAUUGGCUCUGAUGAUCAUCACCUUGAUCUCCAUCACGUACGGGGCUCUUGUGUGCAGCGUUCUGGCCAUUCAGAUUAGAUACGACGACUACAAGGUGCGCUUGCGCCCCCUUGCCUACGUGUGCAUGAUCGUGUGGAGGGUGCUGGAGAUUGCAACCCGGAUCACCGCUCUGGUGCUCUUCAGCACGGCGCUCACACACUGGGUGAUCCUCGUCGGCAUGUCUAACCUGCUCUUCUUCUUCUUUCUCCCCUGGGUUGAGUUCUGGGCCAGGAAAGGCUCGCUGACUCAGGAUGUGGAGAAAAACUUCUCUAAGCUGGGCACCACAGUGGUGCUGUGCAUGUUUACGUUGCUCUACGCCUGCAUUAACAUCUUCUGCUGGUCGGCGGUGCAGUUGGACCUCUCGCAUCGAGAGCUCAUUGAGAGGAAGCAGCGCUGGGGCCGCCUGGCCAUGUACUACGGCGGACGCUUUGUUGAGAACUUCCUCCUCAUCACGCUCUGGUACUUCUUCAAGUCGGACUUCUACGAGUACGUUUGUGCGCCGCUGCUGGCCGUCCAGCUGCUGAUCUGCUACAGCUUGGCGGUGCUCUUCAUGCUGCUCUUCUACCAGUUCUGCCACCCCUGCAGACGCCUCUUCAAGUACAACGUGCACGACUGCCUGCACUGCAUCUGCUGCCAUACAGGACGUAGGGAAGCGGGAGGUCGACGAGGGAAGCUGCCACCCUCAUAUUCCACCGCUGCCACCAUGUUGCUGGUACAGGACGAGCCACUGGCGCUGCUGGACCCCCAAAACUCCCAACCCCUGGACCUCACCAGUCAGCUGGGAGAGCGGGAGACGGCUAUUGUUGAAGACAUGAUGCAAGCAGCCUGAGAAGGGCAUUAUUGGGAAUUAAAUUAACAAACUCUUAAGUUCUCUAAUGUAGAAAUGCAUCUCAGCUGGCGCUGCAGGCUGCACCACUGGAUGAGACCUCAAGUAUUUUAACACAAAAACCAGAAGUAGUUGUGUUUUUGAGUUAGCGGGGUGAUGUGUUGGAGAACAAACUUAUCUCUUUAGUGCACAGUACUUUACUAAUUCAUGGAUGUGAGAGGGAUUGGGGUUAACUCCUGAUGUCUUUAUCGAGAGUGAUUACAUUCACGUGGGCCAGACCGAGGCCCCAGCACACCAAAGAAUGUAACAUGUUGAGAUAUGCAGCGAUGCACAAAGGCCGCGUUGAGUGAGCAGCAGUGGGUCAUGAACGGGGCCGAGCCAGGUGUGCAGGAAACGUGCCAAGUGUGUCCGAUGUGUCCGAACGCCCCCACGUUUGCAUCUGCAUUUAACAGACACAACACCAAACAACAACAUGAGGGCUAGAUAAGUUCAGAAGAAGAAUUCAUCUUCCUCAUAUACAGCUACACACAUCUGCUAUCAUGAAUGCUUUGAGUUAACAGUCUGGUUUUACAAAAAUACACUAAAAUGUGUCAUAUGAUGAAAAUAUUCUGUUGAAAAAGAAUAUCAGAUGUGUGUCUUUUAAAAUAAAGCUUCCCCGUGAUGAUGCAUUAACCAGACUUCCAUUUUACUAAUGUGCUUUCACACUUUGCUCGUUUUUUAUGAUUUGUCUGGUCUGUUUGUUCAGUGCCUUGUUUUACUUACUUGAAUAAAAUAAUCUAACGUCAACACAUUC